UUCCGUGGCCACAGUCGCCACCGCCAUGAACCGCGAGAGCUUCGCGGCGGGCGAGCGGCUGGUGACGCCGGCUUACGUGCGGCAGGGCCGUGAGGCCCGCCGCUCACACGAGCACCUCAUACGGCUGCUUCUGGAGAAGGGCAAGUGUCCAGAAGAUGGUUGGGAUGAAAGUACACUUGAACUCUUUCUGCAUGAACUUGCAAUCAUGGAUAGCAACAAUUUCCUGGGCAAUUGUGGUGUGGGAGAAAGGGAAGGGAGAGUAGCAUCUGCACUAGUAGCUCGGCGACAUUACAGGUUCAUUCAUGGAAUUGGACGAUCGGGCGAUAUUUCUGCUGUGCAACCAAAAGCUGCAGGUUCUAGCCUUUUGAACAAAAUUACCAAUUCUUUGGUCCUGGACAUCAUAAAGUUGGCUGGUGUCCAUACAGUGACCAACUGCUUUGUGGUUCCUAUGGCAACUGGCAUGAGCCUGACCCUGUGUUUCUUAACAUUACGACACAAAAGACCAAAGGCAAAGUAUAUUAUAUGGCCACGAAUAGACCAGAAGUCCUGCUUUAAAUCCAUGAUCACUGCAGGUUUUGAGCCUGUGGUGAUAGAGAACGUUUUAGAAGGUGACGAGCUGCGCACAGACCUGAAAGCUGUGGAGGCUAAAGUCCAGGAACUUGGGCCUGAUUACAUUCUCUGUGUUCACUCUACUACGUCCUGUUUUGCUCCAAGGGUGCCUGAUAGAUUAGAGGAACUGGCUGUGAUUUGUGCUAAUUAUGACAUUCCACAUGUAGUCAACAAUGCUUAUGGAGUACAGUCUUCAAAGUGUAUGCAUCUCAUUCAACAGGGGGCUCGGGUUGGUAGAAUAGAUGCUUUCGUUCAGAGCUUGGACAAAAAUUUUAUGGUUCCAGUAGGUGGCGCUAUAAUUGCUGGCUUUAAUGAUUCCUUCAUUCAGGAAAUCAGCAAGAUGUAUCCAGGAAGAGCUUCAGCUUCGCCUUCUUUAGAUGUCCUUAUUACUUUGUUAUCACUUGGAUCAAAUGGCUACAAGAAGCUAUUGAAAGAAAGAAAGGAAAUGUUUUCGUAUUUAUCCAACCGACUAAAGAAGCUGUCAGAGGCCUACAAUGAAAGACUGUUGCAUACACCUCACAAUCCCAUAUCUUUAGCUGUGACACUUAAAACACUAGAUGAACACUGUGACAAAGCUGUCACUCAGCUUGGCUCAAUGCUUUUUACCAGACAGGUUUCUGGAGCCAGGGUUGUGCCUCUUGGGUCUGUGCAAACUGUGAGUGGCUACACUUUCAAAGGCUUUAUGUCACAUACAAAUAAUUACCCUUGUGCUUACCUCAAUGCUGCAUCAGCCAUCGGAAUGAAGACACAGGAUGUGGAUUUGUUCAUAAAGAGACUUGACAAGUGUUUAAAGACAGUAAGAAAAGAACAAAAUAAAGAGAGUGAUAUAUCUGGGGUUGACAAUUAUGACAAAACUGAAGAUGUGGAUAUUGAAGAAAUGGCUUUAAAACUAGAUAAUGUACUUCUUGACACAUACCAGGAUUCUUCUUGAUGACAAAUGAAGGAUUUCUUUUCGGAUAAAUUUUGAGAAAUGAUGAGGCUGCAGUAUAAGCUAGUAGCUUAAAGACAAGACUGGAGAUGUUUGAAUUGGGAAUUUCAUGGAGAAUAAUUGGUCAAGGGAUAGAGUUUGGUCUGAGCUAGCCAUUGACAGUUGUUACAUUUUUUGUUCUUAGAUUUCUUCAAUCAUUAUCAUUCUUAGCAGGUUAUGAUAUCCAAUUAGCAUUUUUCUAAUUGUUAAAUAUUUGCCAAUUAAGCAGUAUGAUCUAGCUAAUUCUUACUAAUGUAAUUACAACAAAAUUACAUAUUACCCCUAAUUCUUUUUGAGAUAUGUAGGCUGCUUCCUUCUAACCAUUCACUGUCAGUGACAAAUUACUUAUGUUUCUGACCACACAGAAUUCAGAAAGAUCUCUAAUGCUACUAGUUACUAGAUGUUUGUUGAUGUGUGUCAGUCACAGUAUGCCUGUAAAAUGGACAUUUUCCAGGAAAGCAGACUCAAGGCGUGAGCUUUAGUUUCACUUAAUAGCAAUGGUCCUCAAUUGGGGAUGAUUUGCUUAUAUGUAGGCAACGUCUGAAGAUCUUUUUGAUGGUGUCAACUAGUGGGACGCUACUGACGUCUAGUGCAUGAAGGCCAGGGGUGCUGUUCAACAUCCUAUAAUGGACAAGAGAGCUUCCCGAAACAAAGAUUUAUCCAGCCCCAAAUAUUAGUAGUGCUGAGGUUGAGAAACACUGCUCUAAAGUAAAUGAACUCGUCAAAUAAGGAGAAGUUUUCUAUAGCAACUUCAAUUAUUCAAUAGUAAUUCAAGGAAGAUAGCUCUGUAAAUGUUAUCAAACUACACAAUGUGUAGACCCUUACAUGAUAACCAAGGUUACCAGUUCUAAACGUGUAACUAUAGAUUAUUCAUAUAGCACACGUGCAUUUUUCCCUUUGGGAAAGUGAAAACGUUAGUCUGCUGUUUUUGCCUUAAGCAGCCUUUGCAUAUUGGUUGGUUGGUUCAGGUGUCGUGCCCAGCCAUCAUCAAGAGUGUUAACUUGGGGAUUUGGAACAUGUUUUUGCUGAGGAAGUGAAAAUGAUGGAGUAAGAUGAACAGGUGUAUUCCCCUUGCAUUGCCCUUAUACUUACUUUUUGUGUCUGGAAUUACAGACUUAUUGGCUGUAACAGUUAUUUUUGUUGUUAAUUUUAAGAAAUAGACAGAUGUCUCAUAGCCUAAGGAAUUCGUUAAGCUUCUGAAUGCACCAAAAUGUCAAAGCUGUAUUUCUCAAGACCUCUCUGCUCUCAUUCCUAAGAGAUGCUCAUGGAUAUGAAGGGUUCCAUGGGCAAAUAAUUUGGGGACUUUGCAAAGCUGCCUUUUGGCAUAUUAAAGGCUCUAAGAAUUUCUUCUAAUCCAGUUUAAGUGUAUCCUUAUCCAAAGAUGGAACCUGGUUUUUAAAUUAAAUCCUUAUUGAUACCUCAUUGAACAUACUUUUGAAAACAUUACAGUAGAGAAUGCUGCCUUGAUUUCUGGAUUGUCUUUUUCUCUAUUGACUUGACAUUGUAAACUGAUACCGUGAGCUCAGACAGAUACUGUAGCUCCCAUGGGUAAGUUAGAAUAUUUUAGAAACUGGCUUGACAAUCCUGGAAGUUGGCUGUGUUAAGAUAAAUUACUUAAUUAUAAAUAUUGUAAAGGUUACUUUUAAAUGAUUGCAUCUUUGGGGUUCAGCUAUUUGAAGUAUCUGAGUUUUUUAAACAGCUAUGAUAACUUCUUUCAAAGGAGCUUAAUCGUGGAUUAAAAGGCUGUAUAAUUUUUUUGUGUGAAUUUGGGACUGACUUGUAGAACCAAUAAAGCUGAAGGGUUAUUUCAGAACCUCUAGAGUCUGUGAAGGGGGUGAAAGUGACGUUGCAGACAUAAAUGCUGGCAGUGCAGCUUACCAUGAACGUAAGCCAGAAUUGUUUUACAGAAAAGUGAUCUAUAUUAUGUGAUCAUCAUUUAGCUUAAGAAAGGCCAGAUCUGAGAGACUAGCAAACGUUUUCUCAUCUGCACUGUAUCAGCAGUUCUUGGGCUUCAGCUGCUGAAUAGAUAAUAAUUCUAAUUGAAGAUAAAUUACAUGAACCCACAUGUGAAUGAUAAGUUAUAGCAUUUCACUCCUGGUACAUAAAAUUAGCUGCAGUUUUUUUUAAAUUAUUAGCCAUUUAUUUCAGAGGCUUUCGAAUUCCAGCUCUAUUCUUGCUGGUUUAAAUUCGACCUUGAGGUCGUAGAGGUCACAAAAAUUUUUGAAGGGAUGUUGUAGGUUCUGCAUAUUUAGAACCUUUCCUUUGCGCCCACCCCAGUGUCCUUUGACUUGCUGUCUCUCAUUUCCACAAAUAAGUAUCAAAAAGUAUGUACAUACAGUUAUUUUAACUUGCUAGUGAUGAUUGGUAAGCCUCAUAAUUGACCUUAGUUAUCCUCACCCUGUGGUGGAGGGGCAACGGAUGAUAUCUUGUACAAUCAGUGACUAAGAUGACCUCUUCUAUCUUUGUGAUCUGAUUGCCCUUUUUAAGGCUAUAAGGUAGAAUUUUCGAGUUUGAUUUUUAAAGUCACUGGGCUGUUGUAGUUUGCCCAGAAAAGAAAAUUGAGUAACACGAAACGUUCUUUAGGUCACUACACCCAACGUGUUACUUACACACACAGCAAGGUAAGGUAUUUUAAAUCCAGUUCUCAGUUUGGGUCUUAUGAUCUCUGCUGAUGGAUUCCCCCUCUAUCAGGGAAUGAUCUGUGAUACUAGCCUUAGGAACUGUGUUCAACUAUAAAUCUUUUUAUUUAGCUUUUUGUGUUGACUAAAGUUAUAGAAUAUGAAUAAUUGAAUACAGUUAUAUUCAGCCAAUAGGCACUUGAUACACAGAAUGGUACCUUUAAAUAUAAAUUAUGUGUUUCCUAGUAUUUUGCCCUAGCAUGUACCUGUAUUGUGGUUCUGUUUCUUUAACCACCAUACUAAGAACUAUCACUGAGGCCCAAGCUACAUGAUGUGCUUUUAUCAUAGACUGUAUGGCUAGGGUAGGUGUUAGUAAAAUUAAACUUAAGCAAAGAUAAUUUUUAAACCAGUGAUAUUACUGCAAUAUUGAAUUAGUAGCUCAUCAUGAGUUAAGUUCUUGUGUUCUCUUCAUAGAGCAAAAAGCCAACAAUUGACAACAACGACAAACCCUGCUGAGUCCCAUUGGUAAUACACUCAGGGAAGACAUUUUGAAUACAUACACACUUGGUGCAUAUAAAAGUUGGGCUUUCUUUUGCCACUAAGUUCUGCUAAUUUCUGCCAGGCCCUUAAAUGGCUUUGUUAUGUUUUGCAUUUAUGAGUUGACCUUAUUUUGUAAUGAAGUUUGUGUACACAGAAGUUUGAUCAUUUCAGAAGUUUGAUACUCUGAAUAAUUUGAUAAAAACAACAGAAUAUGCUGUUAACAGUAAAAAAAAAA
Vicugna pacos (alpaca) is the source of this 4969-nucleotide messenger RNA. It is a transcript of the gene SEPSECS, whose product is annotated as Sep (O-phosphoserine) tRNA:Sec (selenocysteine) tRNA synthase. The record is from RefSeq and is a predicted model, not a curated record. Gene Ontology annotation, biological process: conversion of seryl-tRNAsec to selenocys-tRNAsec; selenocysteine incorporation. Gene Ontology annotation, molecular function: tRNA binding; O-phosphoseryl-tRNA(Sec) selenium transferase activity. Lineage: Eukaryota; Metazoa; Chordata; Mammalia; Artiodactyla; Camelidae.